AUGGCAACGGCUAUGCUUAUCGGCAGCCGUGUCGGCGGGGCGGGAGCGCGACUCGGAGGCGCGGCGGAGCACGCGAACACGCCGCCGCCUUCCUCGGCUUCCCUUCCGCCUUCGACGCAGACGAUAGACGAACCGGCACAAGUGCGGACGCGCUGCCAGUCUGAGUUCACUUCUCUGGAGGAAUUUGUGCAGCACAAGUUGCAGAAGCUUUGCCAAAGACAACAAAGUGAAGCGCGCUCCAUCAGCAACAACAGCAGAAAACCAGGCAAGUCCCCAAGGCAGGAGCUGGGCAAAGCCCUGGAUGGGUUCGGCUCUGGUGGCUGGAUGCGCCUUCUGGGGGGCAGCGUGAUUUCUUCUAUUGAGGAGCCCAUAACUGUGACUCACAUAGUUGUUGAAGCUUCUCCGAUAACAGAAGAAAUCAGCAAUGCAUCCACAGUUGUAGGUAGUAGCCACCUUUGCAAGUUGUCUAUAGUGGGCAUAAAAGAAGUUAUUGUAGCUGGCGACCAUGUUUUGAAUGCCAAUGGCCACAUCGAUGGCAGUCUUGGAGAGGAAGAGGGCAGUCCAGAGGCCAUAGAAGAAGAAGAAGGUGUGGGUUCUGUGGAGCUCAUCAAAGUUAAACUGUUGGUUAAUAAGGAAGGCCGCUACGUGUGUGAGCUGUGCCACAAGACAUUUAAAACGGCCAGCAUCCUCAAAGUUCACAUGAUUACUCAUAGCAGCAGGAAGGACUACGAGUGCAAGUUAUGUGGGAUGUCUUUCAGGACCAAAGGUUCGCUGAUCCGACACCAUCGCCGCCAUACGGACGAGCGUCCAUACAAGUGCAAGAAAUGUGGGAAAAGCUUCCGAGAAUCAGGAGCCUUGACACGGCACCUGAAGUCCUUGACUCCCUGCACUGAGAAAAUCCGCUUCAAUAUGAAUAAGGAGAUUGUUGUCAGCAAAGAAGAGCUAGCCACAGAGCUCAACAGCUCCGGCACAGAAGAGGCCGGGCUUGUCGUGCCGUCUGUGGAGUCCUCGCCUGUCAUCCAUCUUGUGACAGACGCAAAAGGCAAUGUCCUUCAUGAAGUCCAUGUCCAAAUGCAUGAGCUCCCUGUUUCGGAAGCAAAGGCCUUAAACCAAGAGCCUUCAAACCCAGAGGAAGUGCCUCCUGUUGGCGAUGAUAAUGAGAACUUGCUUAGAGAAGCCAUGAGGAACUCAGGGAUUGUGAUCGAACGGGUGUCUAUGGAGGACAGGGCCAAUUUGGAUGAAGCCACCGCUGUUUCUGCUGGAGAGGAACUGAAGCGCGAAGAGGUGGAGGCGCAAGGGAAGCUCUGCGGAGAGCAGUAUGUAGAGACUGAGCAAGUAGAAACGCCAGAAACAGAAGCGACUGAUGAAUGCAAACGUCAUGUGUGCCCCUACUGCAGCGAAACCUUCAGGGAGCACAGUUCCCUUGAUCUCCACAUCAGUGGUCAUCUAGAUUACAAGCCUUUUACUUGUGAGGAAUGUGGCAAAGAAUUCACCAAAGGCUACCUGCUGAAAAAGCACCAGGAAGUGCAUGUGAACGAACGGCGGUUCCGUUGCGGGGAAUGCGGCAAGCUCUACAAGACCAUUGCGCACAUGAAGGGCCACCGGAGGGUACAUUCGGACGAGCGGCCAUACGCUUGCCCAAAAUGUGGCAAGAGGUACAAGACAAAGAAUGCCCAGCAGGUCCAUUUCCGGACACACCUGGAUGAGAAGCCCUACAUCUGCCAGUUCUGCAGCCAGGCUUUCCGGGAAAAGGGCUCCCUGGUGCGUCACAUCCGCCACCACACCGGUGAGAAGCCCUUCAAGUGCUACAAGUGCGGACGUGGCUUUGCAGAGCAUGGCACCCUCAACAGGCACCUGAGGACCAAAGGCGGGUGCCUGCUUGCCUUGAAAGAAGCUGAAGAAGCAGUGGUCUCAGAAGAAGGUCAGUCAGCGGACAGUUUGGCUGCAACAGUCUUUUCUGAAGAUCCCCCGACUGUCCUGGUGGAAUUCUCAUCUGUAGUGGCAGAUACACAAGAGUACAUCAUUGAGACAGCUACUGAGGACAUAGAAUCCAGCGAAGCUGCUGAAAUAAUAGAAGGAACGAGGCAUGAGGUGGACAGUCACAUCAUGAAAGUUGUCCAGCAGAUUGUGAACCAAGCUAACUCUGGCCAUCAGAUCAUUGUCCAGAAAGUCACUGUGGCAGAAGGUUCUGCCAUGACCCCUGACAGUACCGAUGCAGACACAAUUGCCAUUGCCACCCCCGAGAGCCUGACAGAGCAGGUGGCAAUGACUCUGGCUUCCGCCAUCGGCAAAGGAGCUGUCCUGGCGACAGAGGGCAGUGGUGAGGCCGAGGAGGCGACAAUGACCAUGGUGGCCUCUGAAGACAUUGAAAUAAUGGAGCACACGGGAGGAGAGUUUGUCAUCGCUGCCCAGGAGGAAGAGGUGGAGAUUCAGACAGUGAUUGUCUAGCGCUGCCCAUCACCUCCAGGUUUGGGGAGAUGGCAGCCAGGAGAGAGCCAUAUUUUAGGGCUCCUGCAUGCAUGGGCUUCCAUAUGUAUGUGGGAAAGACUGGAGUUGGCUGCGCAUGACUAGCAGAUGAGAGCUGGUUUUUAUAAGCACCUCUUUGCAGCCUGUGGGAGAACCAUAAAGUCCCGUGAUGUUGCUGGAUUGCAACUCCCAAAAUUUUGCCUGGAGGCUGCAAUCCAUCAGCAUCUGGAGGGCCAAGCGAUUCUUAACACUUCUCAUCAAGCUGCUGUUUGCUGAAGCCAUGCCGCAAUGGAGCAAAGCACUUUAUCUUAGUUUAGAGGGG
Messenger RNA from Sceloporus undulatus (fence lizard), 2788 nucleotides. RefSeq names its product E4F transcription factor 1 (gene E4F1). Gene Ontology annotation, cellular component: nucleus. NCBI's taxonomy places the organism in Eukaryota, Metazoa, Chordata, Lepidosauria, Squamata, Phrynosomatidae. The record is from RefSeq and is a predicted model, not a curated record.